CGUGUGCAGACCUUGUGUGCCUCUGUUAGUGCAAAGAAAUACCUGCAAAGGAAACGUGCUGUAUCUCAAACCAGCCUGUACAUCUAGACACCAGCAGCAGAUUCCCAUGUGCUCCCGCAGCACACAGAACAGCUAUGUCUGGAAUUAAUAUCAUGUUAGGAAUUGUGCUGUUCCUCAUUGUUUCUGCUUCUGAUCUGAAACACCAAGUCCAGUCAAUGGCUAUUGAAGAGGUCCUUACUGGAGAGAAUAUAACUCUCAAAUGUGACAUGAAACAUGACGGGGAAACCUCUUGGUUUGUACUUUAUCCAGAACAAGCUCCGAUUCACAUCUUUCAGGGUGUUUUAAAACUAAUAGACAAUACAACAAACUCUGCAUACUUCAACGGCUUCAGUGAAUCUUGUUUCUACCCCCUGCUGAACCGCACGACCUGGACUAUCAGUAUGAGGAUAGACAAUGUUUCUCAGCAGGAUUUUGCUUUGUAUUUCUGCAUGGUUCGAGUGAGAGGAGAAAUGAAAUGUGGAAAUUUAACAAAACUUGUGUCGGCGCAGAACUCACCGUCAGAACCGAAAACAGAAACGAACAAUGGUUCAAAAGGUGAGCUGUGGUGUAGUUUGCUGGACUGCGUCUCCUUAGUAUUCGUGAUCGUCUCCUCUGCCUUCGUCUGUUACUUAGAGAAAAGAGGAGGAAGAAAGAGGUGUACAGUACGCCGGUCUAGAUCUGACAACAACGCCCCAGUGCAAAAAUACAUGAAAAGGAGAGAACACGAUUCUAGGCAGUGACCUAUUUCUAUACUUCUAUGUUUUGUUUUUUUUCUUAAAUGUAUUAAUUUAAGCAAUUAUAGGGUACAAUUAGUAUAACAAUGCAGGUGGCAAGUCAAUCCAAGCAACGUCCCUGCAGGUAAUACUGAAUCCCCCACACUGUACUUCCCCCCAACGUCCCAGAAUUCGAUCAACGAAGAAGUUUUCAUGUGUGAUUUUUUUUUUUUUAUCACUAGAGACUUGGGCCAAAUAAAGAUUUAUCUUAAAGCUUCCUGAGUUUCCAUGCAAAGCCUUUCUUUCUCUCCAGGAACGCCCCACCCCUCUGUUUCUCAUCAAGUCAAGCAAAUGAAGUGAAAGUCUGGUAUGAUAUUGAAAAUGACCUGUGCAGAGGGCUAAAUAUUUUCCUGGCCCGUUUCAUGAAUGUUCUGAGACUGCAAUGUGCUUGCGAGGACGCAAAUGUCUUCGCUGCGAGCGCUUCAUAAAACACAUCGCAAGCGCUGUCGCUUGGGUUCACUGUUCUGCAA
Molecule: messenger RNA, 1282 nt
Organism: Polyodon spathula (Mississippi paddlefish)
Lineage: Eukaryota; Metazoa; Chordata; Actinopteri; Acipenseriformes; Polyodontidae
Exons: 5
Coding region: 135-779 (214 amino acids)
Source: RefSeq, a predicted model, not a curated record